Molecule: messenger RNA, 6528 nt
Organism: Cryptococcus deneoformans JEC21
Lineage: Eukaryota; Fungi; Basidiomycota; Tremellomycetes; Tremellales; Cryptococcaceae
Product: expressed protein
Exons: 12
Coding region: 72-6434 (2120 amino acids)
Cellular component (GO): nucleus
Source: RefSeq, a predicted model, not a curated record
AACACCUCGGGCAUUCUUUCUUCGUUCCUUCCUUCCUCCCAUUCACAGAUAAGGAUGCCCACAUUCUGCCAAUGCUUCCACAACCGCUAGAGCAACGCCCCUCAAUUCUCCCUGUCUCUCCCUGCUCACCGUCGCUCUCCAUGCAGCUUCCAGUCCCUAGCCCGGCAAUCACCUAUUUGCCCUCGAGACGUCAUGUUAUGAGCACCUGCUCCUCACCUCCCGCCAAUCAGCCUUCUAUCUGCAGUUUCAAAGCCGCUCGGAAGAGAGCAUCCAAUUGGCAUGCAGGCACCGACAAGUCCAAUAUCAAGAGCGAAGAGGAUGAGUUAGAACCUGAGGGCUCAAGUUCUUUGCGACUUGCUGGAAGGACACUGCCCCGGGGAAUAGUUACUCCCGGAUCAAGGCUUUCUGCGUCUCAACCGCAAUAUAGCAGCUCUUCAUCUGCCGACGAUGCCUCUUCGGCCUCGCCUGGCACACCUGGAUUGUCAAGUGAGCUGACGUCGUCCCUUACUGAGAAAGCAUACCACCUCGAUCUUCAACAUCGCAAACGCAUGGCUGAUACGGCUCUUCUGCCCAACCCUAAACGUCCUCGUAUCGACAUCAGAACGUCUUCCAUACCGUCAAUACUUCCGAAUGUCAUCAGCAACGGUAGCAUGUCUCGGAAUCUAGGUUUAGCCGGCCCUCAGAAGAAGGCAGCUAGGAAGAAAGCCAUGGAUUUGGUUAUCGAUCUGACAGUGCUGGACAGCGAUGAUGAUAGUUUAAUCAUUGACAGCUCUGACGCAAGUGACGAGGCUGCAGAUGAAAAAGAUCGAGAGGAUGGUGAUUCAUACGAUUUUUCAGAUCGGACUGGACGUCAUACGGGAAGCCUAGCGUCUGGUGCUGGGGAAGAUACUGAUGAGGAGGAGAUUGAAGUCAUGUACCUGAAGGCUGGGAGUGUUAAGGAAAAGGAGGGUAACAUGGUCAACGGAUCGGCUUGCCAGGUUUCUCCUUCAAGUACGCGACAUGCCGAAAGUCGGCCAAUUACACCUAUCGAGAAAGGGCCGUCUCCUUUGAGGGAAGUAAGAGACCUGCCGCCGCUUAAUGGAACACAAAUCAAUGCGGGACGAUUCCUCCAAGAUUCGUCGCGGAAUGAGGCGUGUUCACCGGUUGUCUUCGAUAACAGGCCUUUAACCACACAUUUGCUAGAUGCAACAAACGCAAGAUCCAGAGCACAAACGGCGGUGGAUCUGGGUACUUCGUCACAAAACUUGAAUCCUACCUGGCUAGAUUCGCUUGCUUCAGCCAAGUGGUCGCCUGUUACUUUAAGCAUCCAAGGAGACUUAACCGAAAUGACACAGAACUGGACCCCGGAAGAACGAUCAGCUCAUAGACGGCUGGUUCUCUUGAGAAGGGACUUGCAAGGCAAGCUGCUUCAGGUAGAAGCGCACGCGAUAUCUGAGAUGGAGGCCGUGAAUCAUCGUUCAAGCUGUCUGCCUUGCUUCUUCUGGAAGGAAAGAAACAUAUAUGUCUUUCCAGCGACAAGUGUAUCUAGCGUGUUUCAAGUCUUGUUGGGGUUCGAUAGACUCGCAAACGUUCAGGCUAAUUGGUUGGGAAAUCAUUACAAAAAGCGCACGGGAAUCAUUGUUUUGAGAGAUAAUGAAGAUGGGGCGAGAUUUCUCGGCAGAAUAGCUGAAAUGUCAAGUCCCCUCAACGUAGGAAAGAAGAUUGAAACGGGAAGCGAAUUCUAUCUGUGGGAGGAUCUAGGGUCUAUAAUAGAAGAUAUAAUAAAAAACCUUGUCGUGCGCCUUCCAAGAGACGGUGAGGGUGACCAUUGCCCACCUGUCUUGGCGCCACAUGAUGCACCUCUUUCGCAACUUUUCAGCACUAGAGUUACGCUAUCAAAUGAGGCAACAUUAUUUCUUCCCCCUCAAGGUAUAAAUCCGACUUCUUCCACCCAAAACUUGCUGCCAUCGCCAAUGCCGUCAUCAUGUUCGUAUCAACAGCUCCCACCCUCCGAUCAACCGGGUUCUUAUACAUCCAAUUUAAGGGCUUUGGAUGAUGAUGCACAGCGAUUUCCUCUAACCAAUGAAGAUAGACAGACAAAGGAAUUUGGCACGGAAGAGCAACAUGCGGAAGGCCGUUUCACAUGGUCAUCCAUAGAAUUGCGUUUUGAACCGGAUCUGAAAGCCGUCACAAAAGAUUGGACACUUGAAGAGCGAAGCGCCGGCCGACGUCUCAUCCAACUUUCUCCUCAUUGGGAUGGAGCCGCUAUUACGGUCAAGCUCAGAAUCAUCACCAGGACAGAAUGGUCACCGUUUCUGACCCAUAUCAUAUCCUGCAUAUACUGGGAAGAAAGAGAUACCUGCGUUAUCGCCGACGAUGAUAUUCUUAACGCCUUAGAAGCCCUCCUUGACGUGGGGCGUCUGACUGUGCCGCUUAAGACUUGGAUCAAUAACAAUGUUGACAAGCAUUUAUCCAUGAUUCAAAGAAGAGAUGGUAACAACGAGAAGUUUUUCUCGGAGAUCCAGAAUAUGUCGAAUCCUCAUUUGGGACGGUCAGGAUCAUUUAUCGCCAAUGUCUAUCCAUGGGAUGAUUUAAAAUCAAUGAUACAAAGGAUCUUUGGUCGACUACUUUUACGUAUUCCUGUUGAUGGUGAUCGCUCCCGGCCUGUACUUACCCCGUUUGAUGGCCUUCGUUCACAGUUGUUCAACCCACACCCCCGUGAGUCAGCUUUGGUGCCUUUAGCAUCUAGCGAGCAUUUUACCGAAAGCCACCAUUUCCCGGACCGCCCACAUCCGCCCCAUUCUGCUUUGGAUACUUCAGAACCUGGAUCGCGUCCUUCAGCGAGCAUGGUUGGCUCUGAGCAAGCAGGGCAUCUGCUUGUGGCUCGGCAAUACACGCUAGGCUUACGGACGAAUGCUGAGGGCGCCUUGAAAAGUACUCCCGGCGAUUCUAUCCUAGACGGAGCUCAGUUGCAGUCGAUUCUGCAGACGGGUGCAACAGAGGACCAAAACGGAUCUAUUUCGCCAAGGGAUAGAAUCAACGGAUUGAAUACUGUCGGGGAUCCUCGGUUGCUUAUUGACGCAUUCGAGCCGGAAGCCAUAGUCGAAAACAGCCAAGUACAUUUGUCUACUAUCGGUUCCAAUAUCGCAGAGGCCUCGAAGGUGGGUAGAAAUAGGUCGGUGGAGGUAGGAGAGACGGUUUCAAAGCAAAUCGAAGAAACCUCGCAACCAGACAAUGAUCGUUCGUCCUCUGUUUCAGGGUCGCAGUCAUCGAAUCUCGAUAUGGAGGCAGCCUCGCAAUUACCUGUAAUAUCGUCUGCUCUUAUUUCUGUCCCUCAAACAGUUCAUGAACAUUCGCAUACAAACGACAUCCCUUCUCAACUUCCCAUUUCUUCCGAUCUUCUGCCAUCGCUUGAUGUAUCGAAGUUGAGUCUCAUGAAUCUGUCGCAGGAUUCCGCAUUCUCUCAUCGGGUACCCGAAGUCCAGAAUGAUAUCCAUCUGAUACCGCGAGGAUUUGCGCCUCAAUCCAAGCUAUCUAUUUUUUCUCGCAGACUGCUGCACAACCAACCUCGACAUCCGUUUGCUUCAGAAUACAUAUCACGGCAUCACCCUGUAACAACUAGGAAACCGUUUUUACCUCGGAACGUUCGUGCCGGUUUGUCUGGUUUAGCAUCAAAUGAAUUCCCUAAUAAACCAUCAUCUGUCAAAUUCCAACAACGACUAAAGGAAGGUCAAGUCCGAGAGCUAUGCAUGAGGAUCAAAAAAGGCGAAAUGACUUUGGAUAUGCGUAAUGUCGGGUUCGGAACGUUGAAGCGGGAUCUAGUGGCACGGGAAAGUCAAUUGAAGACAAUGAGACAAGGUCGCCUAAUCAAUAUCACGAUCAGCAGGAUUGUUCCUGUCGACGGAGGGUCUGGUUUGGUGGCUGGGUUGGAUCGCGCUAGGAUCAGAGUUUCGUGGGAAUCGGAUCCAAAACCUCUCCACGACGUCACUCUCCCUCUUCGCGACAUGGCGCUUUACCAAACCCCUCUACCUCUCAUUUUAGAUGGAACAUUUCUGAGGGCAAAUAGAUCCACUCAUCUCCAGCUACGAUUUCAUGUCGAUCUCUAUGUUGGACAAGAUUCGCAAGGUAGUUACAUCUCAUCCCCUAUGUCGAUAACAUCUCCAGACGGAUUUCUGCUUCCUAUUGCCGAUAUUGCUCACAUGAGAGACCGGAACGGAGCUCUUUGCUUCAACCUGGCAUUGGAGUCGAAUAUCAGCCUUGAUCCCGCAGCCUUACCCCUCGAGCCGUUAUCAAAUCGUGUCAUACCUCGAAGGCCACGCAUUCUAAAUCUACUUUACAUCUUCAAAGACGUACAAGGCAAUGCGACUCAAGAAAAGAUAGUGGAUGGCUGGAAAUGUGGGCUGUGCGGGCUAGAAGAGGAUGUCGGGGACCUUAACGACAUGAGCGAGUUAGCAGUGCACAUCAAGCACUAUCAUAAGUAUGAAUGCGCAGUGCUAAUUAGCGGCAACGGGGCGGAGAUGGUUAUAACAUUACCGGACUGCGUCAUUUUCGUGAAGCGCCAUGAUGCUUCUCAAGUUUUCUCGACUAUUGCGGGCGAUUUAACGCAUCUAACGGGACAAGUCUCUCCUCAUACCGGUGGAACGCCUUCACAUCUACUAAAUAACUUGCCGGAGACUUUAUCGGUGCAAGAUUCACCUGUUUCCUUUGAGAACCGCCUGCCGGCAUCAUACACCGACGAUAUUGCAUCUACUGAUGAGUUUACUAAGUUUACUCGACCGCCCAUUUUGACAGUCCCCGGCCAACUAUCCUCCCCCCAAGUAUGCGUAUCGUCAUCUGAACCGUUGAAGAAGAGUUCUAGCGUCACAAGGUCGCCUUCAUUAUCUGCCAACCUUGCACAACCGCCGCCACCAACUUUAGCGACUCAAGAUGUUCAGAUUGAGAAAAUUACUUCCUUCCCGAUUCCAUUCGCAGAAACUGUCCUCUCCAACUUUGAUGCUCUCGGGGUUGGCUCUCCAUUACCUCCUGCUGCUGGCAACUGUAUCAAUACUGAGUCAUCCGAUUCUACGGCUUGCCCCUUGUACAGCUUACCCUCCAUCUCGUUAUCUCCUCGAUCUACGCAUCAGUCAAAUGGCGUUUUCAAAAGCAUCUCGUCUUCAACUAGUUCCCAGAAGUCUCCCCAACUUUAUGAGCCACCAGGCUUUGCAUCUGCUCUGAAGAGAGAUACAACUUUUUCCAUAGUUGAAUCAAGUCAGGGAAGGUCUGCUGCUUCGACCUCUCCGCAAUCACCUUGUACAAAUACCGAAGGUCAGUGUCUUGGAACCAUAGGAGGCGCCUCCAUGUCUCAAUUGGAUGAUCAGCCUAUGUCUCCGGGACCCUGUCAAAGCCAGUCCGUCAUUGCUCGUAGGUUCUCAGCUCUUGAAGGAUCCGGCUCUGGGUCACCAUCUUGCCAACAGCUGGAUGACCUCUCACUUCGCCGAUUGUUUACCCCAGAACUCGAAGAUGUUAGACUCUUGUCUGACUUUGAAACCGAUGUUUCGAGAGAUGCGCGGACAGAAUCGCCUUCCAUAGGUCCCAUAACAACGUCGGCCUGGCAAAUGCCAGCUCCUUCUCCUUCUAUGUCUCCAAGGCAUGACGACUUCCAAGAACCCUGCGUUUUGUCUAAGCUCAUGAUCCCUGAACAAUCGCUGGAACCGAUCCUUUCAUCCUCCACAGGAAAUGCGAAAGUUCCUCUAGAGGAGAGCUCCAUUAGGCUGGCUGAUACGUCAGAGCCAGUUUCUGACUCGAAAUUUACAGAAGCAAAGGCCAAUUUAGCUUUCAUGAAUGCCCAGCCUGCUUCUCAUUUCGAUGAUUCAAGCAAUGAUGAGAGUAUCACAAUACUGGCUGGGCCAGAGACAUCUAUAUCUAACCAUUCUCACCAAUCGCCAACAAACAUUUCGGGUCAAUCUCGUUCUCAACUUCGUGAUAGUCCGCCAGCUAUUGAAGACCUACGUCCCUUCACCAAGACUGGUCAUGCUGGCCCUUACAUGGGUAAACGAGUAAACCAGUGGACUGAGUGGAGCUCCUCAUUAGAGCCGGGAACUUUAAUAGACUUUAUGGGUGAACUGGAUAAAGUAUGGGAUGGAGGGCGAGUUCGACAUUUGAUUAGACAUCAAGAGUCUUUGAUUUGGAUACAGCAUCAUCUUUCCCAUAAACGACGGUUCCUGGCUUGUUGCUGGAAUCGAUGGGUUCAUCAGAAAGGACCUAUACCGGCAUAUAACAAGGCAGGGUACUUAAAGCUCUGGCUGGACAGCUAUGGAGUCAUAAUGAGCCGCGCAAAAUUGUCUUAUGAGGUGAAGGACUAUUUGCAUCUUCAUUUUCAGAAUAGACAUAUUUUAUUGACAGACUACAUUGGUGCCUGUCAGUACUGGAAUCGCCUUAGAAGAUCUUAUUUCGAUGAGCCAAGCAGGGAGACUUGAAAACCCUGUGUCCUAUUUAGAUUCAUCUAUCUUCUCGCAUAGCUUCUUAAGAACAGUUGUAUAUAAAUCAUUUCAUUUAUGCAUAUCGCAAUAC